CGGUAAGACGGAGAGCUUCGGUGGCAACAUUAAAGGUCGUUUGUCAACACUCUCCUCGGAGGGGGGCCCGCCCGUCAUCACAACACAUUGUGUUGUGUUYGGGGUCCUUCAGCACUGACCCAUAAAAACUAGACGUUGAGAUGAAGAAGAAGCAGAGCACCAUGCAGCGCCCCAAACGUGGGAGUCGGGCCGGCGCUGGGGACGCUGCUCUCAGAUCCGACGUCUCAGCAAACUCAGAACCAGUCCAAGAGUGCCCCUCGCACCUCAGGAGCCUGACCAUGUCGCAGCACAGUCACAACCUCCUCGUGUUUCUGAACGAGGACCGGACCCGGCAGAAGUUCUGCGACGUGUCCGUGUCGGUGGGAGGGAAGGUUUACAGAGCCCACAAGGCGGUGCUGGCUCACGGCAGCAGCUACUUCCACGCUGAGCUGUCCAAGAGCCCCGCUACGACGACACACGUGACUCUGGACCACGUGGAGGACUCGGUCUUCCAGCACCUGCUGGGCUUUCUGUACACGGCUGAGUGCGUCGUCUCCGAGACGGAGCUCCCAGCUCUAGCAGAAGCAGCCCGGUUCUUAGACAUGAUGGACAUUUUAAAGUUAUUGUGUGAGGAUCGGGGGGCCAGCCCUGUGCAAGCUGAGAAGAGGGGGGCAGAGGUUCRCUCCAGUGACUCUGCAGGGGCUGACGCAGAGAGCCAGAGUCCCUGUGGGGCUAAACACAACCUGGUCACGACCCACGCCUCAGCUGAGAGUACUGAUCCAUGGGAGGAGGUUUCUACUGAUGGGGGGGAGACGGUGACGGGUCAGAGMGSCKCUCUGACCCGGAGAUCAGCUCGSACAAGGAGAACACCUACUAAARACAAGAGGGGUGAUUUAAAGCGGGAACAACAAAGAACUCCGCCCCCACAAGAUCAAAACCAAAARGAGCAGGCUACAGCUGACGAUAACGAGACCUCCAGACCUGCUCAGGGGGAUGACGUGAUGGAGGAGGACGUGGAGGAAGACGAGCGAGUCGAUACGAGCGCCACUCAGAAUAUACCCGUUGAGGUCUCGGGAGCAGACGGGAGCCCAGCGAAGGAAGAUUCACUUCCUGAAACGACAGAGCGAGAGCUGGAAGUCCACGUACCGGCUGCAGGAAGCUCCAACCAGAGUCCAGUGUACCCCGAGGGUCUGGCUCCGGUCAUCAUCCACACCUCCAGCAAGAAGACCCUCAAGUGUCCCAAAUGUGACAAGACCUUUGACCGUGCAGGGAAAUAUGAAAGCCACACCAGAGUCCACACAGGAGAGAAACCCUUCCAGUGUGACAUCUGUCUCCAGUACUACUCCACCAAGUCCAACCUGACCGUGCACAAGAAGAAGCACGCCAGCGACGCUCCCCUGCAGAAGAAGGAGCACAAGUGUCCCUUCUGCAACAAACUCCAUGCCAGUAAAAAAACUCUGGCCAAGCAUGUCAAAAGGUUCCAUCCAGAACACACCCAAGAAUUUUUGGCCGCAAGAAAAAAGAAGAGCGAAGGCUGGAAGUGUGCCAUUUGUUCAAAGARGUUCAGCCGCAGGCCUCACCUGCAGGAGCACAUGAUCCUUCACACCCAGGACCGACCUUUUAAAUGCUCCUUCUGUGAGGAAUGCUUCAGGUCCAGGUUUGCACGGCUCAAACACCAAGAGAAGUAUCACUUGGGUCCGUUCCCCUGUGAAAUCUGUGGACGUCAGUUUAAUGACACGGGCAACAAAAAGAGGCACAUUGAGUGCACACAUGGAGGCAAAAGGAAAUGGUCCUGCUUUGUUUGUGGGAAAUCAGUAAGAGAACGGACAACGUUAAGGGAGCACCUGAGGAUCCACAGCGGGGAGAAGCCUCACCUCUGCAGCAUUUGUGGUCAAAGUUUUCGCCACAGCAGCUCAUACAGGCUUCACCUCAGAGUUCACCACGAUGAUAAGCGUUAUGAAUGUGACGAAUGUGGAAAAACCUUCAUCCGCCAUGAUCACCUGACCAAACAUCAGAAGAUACACUCUGGUGAGAAGGCUCAUCAGUGUGAAGAAUGUGGGAAGUGCUUCAGGCGCCAUGAUCAUCUGACUGUUCAUUACAAAAGUGUUCAUCUAGGAGAAAAAGUUUGGCAGAAGUGAGAAACCCCACAAAUGUCCGGAGUGCRAUCAGACGUUUCGGAUCAAGAAGACCCUAACAAAGCACAUGGUGAUUCAUUCGGACGCUCGGCCUUUUAACUGUACGGACUGCAACGCCACCUUUAAAAGGAAAGACAAACUCAAGUACCAUGUGGAUCACGUGCACGGCGCUCGGUUUAUACCGCCGCUCGACAGCGAAGACGAAAUAAGUUCCGUUCCUAAUACCUCAGAACCUAAAUCAGCCCCACGGACCACCUCAGGUCCAACAAACAUCUGUGUACCCGUCACUUUGGUCCAGGUCCCCAUGUCAGGAGGAGCACAGGGGGUCUUGCACUCCCACAGGACGGCGUCUCACUCCUCUCAGACUCACGGUGUUAACAUUCAGUCUCAAGGACAGCAGCAGACCUCAGGCUACCAAGCUCCAACAGACCUGGCUUUCCUGGAGAAAUACACCCUGACCCCUCAGCAAGCCAACAUCGUCCACCCUGUGAGGGCCGAUCAGAUCCUGGACCCUCGAGAACAGUCCUACCUGGGUACACUGCUGGGACUGGACUCCUCAAUCCAAACCAUCACCAUCUCUGAUCAAACUCACUGAUUGACUUUAGGAAGAACUUUAUACCUCCUCUAAAAAGAAAAACUAAAAAAAAAAACCUGCAGGUUGAACAAAAAUCACAACAAGUGACCAGUGUUGAGGUACUUGAGACCGGUCAGACCACUUUUUAAUGGUCUCGACCUUGUUCUUGGACAUAGAGGACUCUGGAAUUUAUCACAACUGUGGAAACAUCGCUAAGUUGUCAGAAUAUUUUCCAAUUUAUUUGUUAACAUCUUUGUUUUAAUUGGAUGUAAAACAUACUGAUUCAAAUCCAACCAUAAAUCAUU
Messenger RNA from Austrofundulus limnaeus, 2993 nucleotides. It is a transcript of the gene zbtb41, whose product is annotated as zinc finger and BTB domain containing 41. Gene Ontology annotation, molecular function: protein binding. The record is from RefSeq and is a predicted model, not a curated record. Lineage: Eukaryota; Metazoa; Chordata; Actinopteri; Cyprinodontiformes; Rivulidae.